Molecule: messenger RNA, 795 nt
Organism: Triticum turgidum subsp. durum (durum wheat)
Lineage: Eukaryota; Viridiplantae; Streptophyta; Magnoliopsida; Poales; Poaceae
Source: the annotation of a GenBank genome assembly
AUGCAACUGGACCAGGCCAUCCGAAGUUUUGAUGCGGAGUGUCGAGUUCUUCGCAUGGUGCGACACCGCAACCUGAUACGAAUACUCAACACUUGUUCUAACCUUGACUUUAGAGCGCUUAUACUUCAGUACAUGCCAAAUGGCAGCUUAGAGACACUCAUACACCAGUCCCAGAGUACAAUGCGCUUGGGGUUCCUUGAGAGGUUGGGCAUCUUGCUUGACGGGUCAAUGGCAAUGGCGUAUCUGCAUCAUGAGCACCACGAGGUGAUCUUGCAUUAUGACUUGAAACCUAGCAACAUGUUUGAUGAGGAUAUGACUGCGCAUGUUGCGGACUUUGGCAUUGCAAGGCUGCUUCAAGGUGAUGACAACUCCAUGACAUAUGCGAGCAUGCCCGGAACGGUUGGGUAUAUGGCACCAGAGUAUGGGUCUCUUGGAAAAGCAUCGCGGAAGAGCGACAUAUUCAACUUUGGAAUCAUGCUCCUCGAAGUCUUCACGGGAAGGAGGCCAACAGAUGCCAUGUUUGUCGGGGAACUGAGCCUUCGGCGGUGGGUUUGUCAGGCAUUCCCCUCGGAGCUCGUGCAUGUCGUUGAUGAGCGGCUACUACAAGGUCCGUCUUCUAGCUGCAACUUGGCCGAUGGCUUUCUUGUGCCAGUACUUGAGCUGGGUCUUCUCUGCUCCUGCGACUUACCUGAUCAAAGAACCACGACGAUGAGCGAUGUGGUCGUGAGACUAAAGAAGAUCAAAGUGGAGUAUAUCAAAUCGAUAGCAUCGAUGCUGGGGAGCGCAGCUCAGUGA